AUGAAGAAGAAUAAGACUUAGAAAAAUUAAAUAAAGAAGAAAUUAUAUUAAGAUGGGUAAAUUAUAGACUAAAAAAUGCCUAAAAAGAGCCUAUAAUGUCCUUUGGAGUCGAUUUUGGGCCUAUUUAUGAGAUUAUAUUACCAAAGGAAAGCGAUUUAAUGGAAAAAUAUAAAGAAUUAAUUUCAUAAAAAGAAUAAAAGGUUAACAUGUUAUUAUGUGGACUCAUAUUUAUUGAGAAUUCAGGUCUAUUGGCAAGUGAGGAAGAGAAGAAAUAUUCCGAAAAUUUAAAAAAAGAAUAAGAGAAAAACUUAGAAGAAGGCCAAUAAGAAAAAGUAUUUAAAAUGUGGAUAAAUAGCCUAGGAAUAAAAAAGGUUAAAGUAAAUAAUUUAAUUUAAGAUGUAAAAGAGGGCAUUUUAUUAUGUCAAUUAAUGGAUUUUUUAUUUCCCGGAAAAGUGGAUAUGA
Molecule: messenger RNA, 462 nt
Organism: Ichthyophthirius multifiliis
Lineage: Eukaryota; Ciliophora; Oligohymenophorea; Hymenostomatida
Exons: 1
Source: RefSeq, a predicted model, not a curated record